GAAAUAAAGACAAUUUGUCAACUCAGAGAUGGUUUGAUUUUUUCAGUCAAUCAUUAGAAUUUAUUGUUCUUGUGAAAAAAAUUUAAGUAAUAAGAAAAGAAGAUUCUAUGACAUUUUUAUUAUAAAUAAUUAUUAUUAAAUAAUAAAAUGCAAUUUCACAUUCUAAAGAUUAAAUAGAAGACUAAAAUAAUGUUUAGAACACCAAUAAAUAACAAAAAUUAUAUAUUUUCAAAACAAAAAUUAAAUUAAGCACGUUUGGUUUUGGGGGAAAAAAGAAGAAGCAAGAAGCCGAGACCUCGUGAUAGCUAACCGAGAACGAAGAAAAAUAGAGGGAAAAAGGGGGAAAAAAAAAGAGAGAGACAGAGAGUAAAAAAUAAAAAUAAAAAAGAAAAAAAAAACUAAUUGCAGGGAGGGAUUGCUCGAGACACAAACAAAGCAAAGCUCUCUCUUAUACAAAUCAGCAAACACCAAAAAAAAGAUUUAAACAAAAUUGGAAGAAAAGAGAAAAAAUGCAGUGUUGAAAGUAUUAAUUGACAGAGAAACAGAGAGAUAAAGCGCGAAGAAAAAAAUCGAAAGGCAGAGCUACGAUUUCUGUCUGCAAUUGGUAGAAACAAGUGUGUGGUUAUUGAGGUCAGAGCUCAAUAAAUCUCUAUUCCUUAAAAAAUCUCACACUCACUCUCUCAAAGUUUACUUCUUUUUUAACUCUUUUAUUUCAAUUCCAAUUUCCUCUGCUCUGUUAUUAAACUUAAUAAUCUCUCAGCUUCACUGAUCCCUUUCUCUUUUUCAACUUCAAUUUUCUAAAUUUGAAGUUUCCACUUUUCUUUUUUUCUUUUUUAAUCUUUCUAAUUCUCUGUUUUAGUGGGUGGUUACAAUUCUUGCAGUGAACAUAAAUUUUACGGUUUGAGCUCCAAGGCUCGGUGAUUUGAACUUUAGGGUUUUGAUUUUUAUUAUGUAUUUGUAUCAAUUUGACUUGAUUUUGAGGUUUUGGAUAAGUUUAACGAGUGAGUUUGAUCUCUAGGGUUUUGGCUUCUUUUUUUUUAAUGCAAACAUGAGAUUUGGGUUCGCAUUCUAUGGUUUCUGGACGGGUGAAUUUUGGGCUGUUUGGAAACAGAAAUAACUGUAUUCUUGUUGGCAAUUGAGUACAUGCUGUUUUGAGAAAUCUCAGAGCUUUGAGAAUUGAUUUGCAUUGAAUUGUUAUGUGGGUGUUUGAAGUUGUAAUCUUUUGGAGGCUUGUGUAAUAGUAUCUUGAAGUGUUGUUCAGGGUGAUUCGGGUUUUUCUGUAGUUGUGUUGGAUGGUGUAUAAAUUUGUUUGUUGAGAAAUGCAACCUCAGCAGAGCUCCAGAACUGAUUUGGUUGAAUUGAAAACUCAGAUUGUGAAGAAGGUUGGAGUUGAGAGGUUCAGGAAGUAUUUUCAUUACUUGAAUAGGUUUUUGAAUCAGAAACUGAGCAAGAGUGACUUUGACAAGUCAUGUUUCCGCCUACUUGGAAGGGAAAAUCUUCCACUGCACAAUCAGCUUAUCCGUUCCAUCUUGAAGAAUGCUUGUCAGGCCAAGACCCCACCACCAGCUUAUGAGACGGGUCCCACGAAAUCUGUGAUCCAAGUUGCAAAAAGCUCUCCUGGUAGAGAAGAUGGGCAUGAACAGAGUGGUGGAUCCCUUCUUCCUAAUCAGAAUCAAAAUCUGCCCAUUUUGUCAAAUGGGGUUUUGCCAAUGUCCCCUCGUAAGAUUAGGUCAGGGAUGCGUGAUCGUAAGCCCCGAGAUAGACCUAGCCCACUUGGGCCAACUGGGAAAGUUGAUUGCAUCCCACAUCAAUCAACCGGUGCAGAAGAUAGUGGCAAUAAGGUUAUUGUGGAUAAUGGAGAAUUGCCUAUAUGUGAUUAUCAGAGACCAGCACAACAUCUUCAAGUAGUUGCUGAGCAGCCUGAGACUGAAAUGGCAGUGUCAAUUCAACGGCUGUCUGAAAAACCAAGGACUUGUAGCAAAGAUCAGACAGCUUUUGUGGAAGAUGGGGAAGAGGUGGAGCAAGCAAACCACUUGAGCUUAUCUAGAAGUCCACUACUUGCGCCUCUUGGAAUUCCAUUUUAUUCAGCUAGUGUGGGCGGGGCCCGCAAAGCUAUGCCAGCAACAAGCAGCAGUGGUUUUGUUAGCUAUUAUGACAGUGGUGGAUUAUCCAGCACAGAACUGCUGAGGAAACGCAUGGAGCAGAUUGCAGCUGCACAGGGCGUCGGAGGGGUUUCAUUGGAAUGUGCGAAUAUGUUGAACAAUAUGUUGGAUAUGUACUUGAAGAGGUUGAUAAAGUCUUGUGUUGAGUUGGUAGGAGCAAGAUCUCCAUAUGAUCUAAGAAAGCACCAAAUCCACAAGCAACAGGUUCAAGGCAAGGUUAUCAAUGGCAUGUGGCCAAGAAAUCACUUACAUGUGCAAGAUAAUAACGGGGCAGCGGACUUUAUGCACGAACAGAGGCCACGCUGCUCAAUAUCUUUGCUUGAUUUUAAAGUUGCCAUGGAGCUAAAUCCACAGCAGCUAGGUGAAGAUUGGUCAUUGCUGCUGGAGAAAAUCUGUAUGCAUGCAUUUGAGGAUUGAAACAUUCCCAUGAAUAUUGUUGUUCAAAUCUCUAACUGGGUGUGGGUAUCCUGGUUCAAAGGACUUAUUGUUGGAAGUGUUGAUGACCUAGUUCUGUCCUGUUUGCCAUCAUGAACCAGAUGGGCCCCCCUUCAGAUGAGACUCGACCAUGCAAGAUAAAACAGUGGGUUUGAGCGUCCAAAUGUCUGUUUCCCGUGCUGCAAACCCUGUAUGAAUCAGGAAAUUAUUUAACAGCAACCAAGCAAAGGGAACUUUUAAAUAGAAUGUCCGUGAUUGGUUGCCCUGUUGUAUGAAAAGCUUCAGUGUUGGCUGGCCUGUGCCAUCGCUACCCAUCUGUAGUCCAUCUGUACAAUGUACAGCCAAGAAAGAGGAAGUCUAAGACAGUUUUGCAGGGAUAAAAUUCUUAUGUAGCUUGGGUAAAGAUAAUUUUUGACAGCAAUUUUAUUCAAUUUCUUUCUUCACUAGUCCUUGGAGCUUGCUUGUUGGUACUUGGUAGUGACAGAAAGCAGCAGUCUGGCAGACUUCGUAACUGGCCUGCGCAUCAUAGAGAGGCUUGCUUCCCGCAAUUUACACAAUCAACUUCACUCUCCAAUUGGCACUCCUAAAUUUCUCUUGCAAUCAGAAGAAAAUCAAUGUAGCUUUGCUGAAAAUUUCUGAAAACAAAUCUUAAAUAUGCAUGCUAAAUCAGAAGUAUUGAGGAGUGAAGUAAAGCAAGCCUUACAUAUGAGGUGAGAUCCAGAAAGCUUCUCUGUAUUGCACGGAGUAUUAAUUGAUAUUUCUAUAAGCAAUUCUAGGGGUCAAGAGUUGUUUUCUGCAAUGCUGUUUGUAGCUUAGUGAUGGGUGCUGGAAUAUUGACAUUCAAUCAUGAGAAGUAGUUCCAUUGUAUCUCCUCGGGUAAUGAAUUUUGCUCGCUUGUGUUUCUCAUAGGGGCAGAUUUAAAUGUGUAAUUGGAGUGUAGUACCCUUUUGGAGCAAAUAAGGAGACUGAUCAUUAUGCUGCUGAUAUGGAAGACAGCAGGAAUGUUAUUACUAGAGAGGAUGGGGAUUUCGCUUUUGUCUGCUUCCAGCAGGCAAUGCAGCAUUGCAAGGGACAAGCUGAACUGUUUUGCACCAUGUUUGGGAAAUGAAAAAUUGGAGCCAAGGAAAAUGAGAGGGAGGAUAAUCACUAUUUUCUUGUUCUGGAAAAUGCGGUGAAAAGAAAGUGAGGGUACCUUUAUUGCAUGCUGCUCUAUUUACAUGCAUGCUUGAUGGUCUUAACAAUCAUAAUCCGAACUGUUGUCUCUACUGGAGCACCUCUUGGUCUAGCCAUAAUGCCACGAUCGCUAUAAACUUUCUUCUCUAAAGCACCUCUCUGCAUUUUGUUUCAUUUCAUUUUUGUUUUUGGAUCCAAAUAAAAGCUGACUAAUCUCACUCCAUUUUCUUCACCACCUUCCCCUAUCCUAAACUGUUCUGGGAGGAAGGUUUUGCUUUAUUGACUUACAAUAAGAGUUAAUUAUUGAGAAAUUGCUAAAUGUUUCAGUAUCCAAAUGGGAAAAAUCAUUUUGAAGUGACGGCUAUUGAAGGAAAAGGAAAUGCAGCUAACCACAAGAGUUUCAGGAAAAGGGCACUCCUAAAAUUAUGGAUUCUCUGUCAUGUGUAGUGCAGGUGGAUCACAGUGACCUUUGUUUGUGUUAGGCAUCAUGAAAAGUAUGGUAGCGGAUCUUCAAGUGUUUUGAGGAGAUAACUUUGUUAGGCAAAAUAGCUUUUUUCAUGGCCUGUUCUUGCCGCAUAAAAGUAGUCUACUCAUUUACAAUUUCAUUCAGUUGACUCGGUUCAUCCAAUCUAAUCGUGUUGAGAAAUUCAUAUUUACAGGAACCUAGAUGUGUAUAUCCCAUCCCAUCAUUGAUCAAUGAUAUCUUGCUAAAUGUCUUAGGUGGCUGGUCAUA
This is a messenger RNA of Ricinus communis (castor bean), 4503 nucleotides long. RefSeq lists its product as uncharacterized. Gene Ontology annotation, molecular function: transcription coactivator activity. Gene Ontology annotation, cellular component: SAGA complex. Gene Ontology annotation, biological process: regulation of transcription by RNA polymerase II. The record is from RefSeq and is a predicted model, not a curated record. NCBI's taxonomy places the organism in Eukaryota, Viridiplantae, Streptophyta, Magnoliopsida, Malpighiales, Euphorbiaceae. The transcript has 4 exons. Bases 1320 to 2579 code for a protein of 419 amino acids.